AGGGAGAGUGGGAGAGAGAGGAACCUGUGUGUUUGUUUCACCUCCUAAUCAGUUUUCCUGGGGGAUCUAUCAGUGACUGCAGCAGCAAAAGGAGGAAAAAAGAAGAAUCGACCCUGCUAUUAGCUUCUCCCAUCAUAUAUUUCAGCCUCAUACAAAUGACAGCUAUGGAUACCCCUCUCUCCACCCCUUGCAACAUCCAGGUUUGUGAGGUGACCUGUGACUCCUUUCGCAUCAUGUGGGAUAUGACACCUGAAGACACCGCCAGAGCUACCCACUUCUUUAUUGACCUCAGCCGCAAAGAAAGCAGGGAUCCCAACCGCUUUAAACACAGGGAUGUGCCAACCAAGCUGGUGGCCAAGGCAGUGCCUCUUCCCAUGGCAGUCAGGGGACACUGGUUCCUCAGCCCACGGACAGAGUACUGUGUUGCUGUUCAAACGGCUGUACGUCAGCCAGAUGGUGACUACCUGGUGUCAGAGUGGAGCCAGGUGGUGGAGUUCUGCACUGGCGACUAUGCCAUGGAACACCUACAACAGCUUCUGGACAAGGCCAAGGACUCUGCAAGCCGGCUGCUGAAAUUCUCUGUGUUUUAUCGCAACCAGCACCCAGACUACUUUGAAUAUGUCAGGAAGGAAUGUGGAGGACUGAUGCAUCCCUCCCUAAAAGACAGCAGUGGGAGUCACGGUUCUCCUAUCAAUGGCAAACUGCAUGGAGUCUUCUUCAGCUGCAAUACAGAGUUUGAUACAGGCAUCCCUCCCAGAGACUCCCCGUACGGCCCCUUGCGUUUCCAGAUCCCAGCUAGACAUCUUCUGAACCCCAACAUCCACCUGUAUUUUGCAGACUUCUACUGUAUGUAUACAGCCUACCAUUAUGUGGUGCUGGUGCUUGCCCCUGUGGGCUCAGAGGGAGACACUUUCUGUCGCACCCGCCUCCCUGUGUUGGACUUGGCCUCCAACCCCUUCCUGACAUACACUGCUCCCCAGAGGUCGGUGGAGGAGCCCCUGUACUGUCAUGCCAGUGAUGUCAUCCUUGAGGUACUCUUCACAGAACCGGUUCAUUUGGAUCAGGGCAGUGUGGAGCAGAUCAGUGGGCACCACCAGCUUAUGAGUCUAACCACAGCCAACGCCAAGAAAGAUCCAAGCUGCAAAGUGUGCAACAUCAGUGUGGGACGCUGAGGGAGAUGGACAGACACAGGAGAAUCUAAACCAACAGUGCUGAAAGGUACAGUUUUACACAGGACAAAACAGUCGAGUUCACUAAGAAUAAGGCAGAACACAGGGGAAACAGCCCACCUCUCGGGGUGUGUGAAUGCCGCUUUGCCUCCUCCCUCUUGCCUGGACUAGAAGAAUGAGUAAUAAAUAGAAAACUUUUACCAUCAUGAUCACAACCAGAAAUACAGUUAAACAUCCAUCCAUGACUGCUGGACAAAACUGGAGAAAAUCUGUGCAUUUUCAUACCAUUUUAAUUUACAUUUUUUUUCCUUAAUGUUCCUUUUGUGUGUUAUGUAUUUUCUGUUAUCAGUUUGAUGUGAUUAAUGUUAAAGUCAUUUGUGUUUCAUAAUAUCUGGAAGUACAAACACGCAAAGCAUGCAUCUUUUUAAAGUCACAUUAUAGAGGUUAUAACAAAUUUACAAAGAAUUCUUUUUAAAGACACUGCCAGAUGUCGUCUUUUUAUAUAAAAGGCUUAUUCUUGCCAAAUGUGUGCUUAUUAAUUCUACACUGUAACUUUGUCUGUAGUGUUUAGCACCCCUGCAGUAUAAUAGAAUCCUUCUUUAAAAGAAAAUUGUAGUAUGGAAGAGGAUUAGGGGCCACUGUGCAAAACUUAUUUGAGUUCUGACUGACUCAUAAUUUAAAGACAGAAUUUUGAGUUUGAAUUCAGGACUCAAAUAAAUUUUGUACAGUGGCCCUAAUCCUCUUCUGUAUUGUAGAGCUAGGAUUAAGAAAUUAAUUAUAACCCUUAAUAACAAAGUGUCAAAGCUUUUUACUGCAGAAACAUAUGUGAGGUGGGGCAGUGAAAGCAACACCAUUCAAUGUGUUGGGGUUUCAGACACAGCAGGGAGGUAAUGGGAAAACUCCUAUCACAAAGUUAAAAUGUGUUCAGUAUCUCACAGCAAGCUUCCACUGAGCUAAGAUUAGCUUCUCUCCUGUUACGGGGCUUCUGUUUGUCCCUUCCCAGUAAUCUCUGACCUAUUUGGGAAUCCCAGAAACACCCAGAGUGAAAGGGAUCCCUUCCCUGUUGCAUAAUAGUAAGACAUGGGCUAGUGAGUGGUCAAAAUAUAGGACAUGACAGAAGAGCAUGGACUGAAAAAGUCACCUUAUUGAUGCAGAUUGUGAAAGAAAACUGGAACAGAAUGCAACAAAAUGUUUUGUACAAAACAGUUACUCAAAUGUCUAAUCAUUUGUGAAAAUAAAAACAAAUUCAGAGUGAAAACUGUGCAAAUGUAAUAAAAAUAUCCACCUCA
Monopterus albus (swamp eel) is the source of this 2458-nucleotide messenger RNA. RefSeq names its product phytanoyl-CoA 2-hydroxylase interacting protein (gene phyhip). Gene Ontology annotation, molecular function: protein binding. Gene Ontology annotation, cellular component: cytoplasm. The record is from RefSeq and is a predicted model, not a curated record. Lineage: Eukaryota; Metazoa; Chordata; Actinopteri; Synbranchiformes; Synbranchidae. The coding region runs from base 156 to 1172 and encodes 338 amino acids. The transcript is spliced from 5 exons.